Messenger RNA from Melanotaenia boesemani (Boeseman's rainbowfish), 1043 nucleotides. RefSeq names its product serine protease 27-like. NCBI's taxonomy places the organism in Eukaryota, Metazoa, Chordata, Actinopteri, Atheriniformes, Melanotaeniidae. Gene Ontology annotation, molecular function: serine-type endopeptidase activity. The record is from RefSeq and is a predicted model, not a curated record. Gene Ontology annotation, biological process: proteolysis. Bases 7 to 897 code for a protein of 296 amino acids. The transcript is spliced from 6 exons.
CACACAAUGGCUUUGAGGAAAAUGAUACACCUACUGGUUCUUGUGAGCCUUCUGUCUGCAGAAUCUAAAGCACAGCUUGAAGUAUGUGGGACCACACUGCCUAACCCCAGAAUAGUUGGAGGUGAAGAUGCUGCUCCUGGAAGCUGGCCAUGGCAGGUCAGCCUUCAGAGAAAUGGCAGCCAUUUUUGUGGUGGUUCCCUAAUCAGCAAAGAGUGGGUGAUGAGCGCUGCUCACUGCCUUUAUGGAACUACAACAAAAGGGUGGCAGGUUUCUCUCGGUAGUCAGAACCUGCAGGGUGAAAAUCCCAAUGAAGUGUCCAGAGGUGUUGCCACAAUCAUUACACACCCAGACUAUGACAACAGCUUCAACAAUGACAUUGCUUUACUUCAACUCUCCUCACCUGUUGAGUUCACCGACUACAUUAGACCUGUGUGUGUGGCAGCGAGCGGCAGUGUGUUCAACAAUGGCACCGAGAGCUGGGUCACUGGCUGGGGUAAAAUCAAAGAAGGAGAAUCGUUACCAUCGCCUGAAACUCUUCAAGAGGUGACGGUGCCAGUUAUAGGAAACAGACAGUGUGACUGUCUGUAUGGAGUCGGUACAAUCACAGACAAUAUGAUCUGUGCUGGUGUUCUGGCAGGAGGCAAAGACUCAUGUUGGGGGGACUCAGGGGGACCGAUGAUGAGUAAGCAGGGCUCCGUCUGGGUCCAGUCAGGAAUUGUUAGUUUUGGUCGUGGCUGUGCUCAGCCCAAUCUGCCAGGAGUCUACGCCAGAGUGUCCCGUUAUCAGUCCUGGAUCAGCUCUCACAUUAGCUCUGACAAGCCAGGCUUUGUCCAGUUCGCCUCCAGUGGAGUGGAUCCUGAUAGCAGCUACACCUGUCCAGAUCUGCCAUCUACAUAGCAAGACCCAGAACUACAAGGGCAACAACUCCUUCAAGAAAUCUUUUUAAAAUGCAGUAAAAUAGAAAAUUCUCUAAAGUUAUUCACAUCUUUCUCUGUCUUUUAACCUCAGUAUUUCUGUUCUUGUGAUCUGUUAAUGAGGUGACU